AUGCUUUUGCAGCAAUGGCCCCGAGUUAUGCCCUUAUCUACUCCCGCAUCGCCUUCAAGAACUUCUGCCCCCCUCCCACCCACUGGAAUGUCGGGAUCCCCCUUCACAUCUAGUGGUUGGCGUCCAAUUGUUUCCACUUCCGGCGAUGGGAAAUCAAGCAGCGAAAAACAAGUGCCUAAUGAUUUGCAAGUUAAUACAAACCUAGUUCGUCCGUUUCGAAAUCUUUCUCUGGAGCGCCCGACUUCAAAAGGGAAUCCUCAUUUGAAUUUUCAGCACAUUGGACACGAGCAAGCAGCAGCGAAAGGAAUGACACUCUCACGUCGCGAUGAUUCAACUGGAAGAAGAGUUGUCAGUGACUCUGAUGCCCGAGGGGGCCUGGACAACACACGCAUUGACGACAAAUUACUUUCGCUUUCACCUGCCCCAGCUGUUUUCCCCAGUAUAAAUGGUCCUUACACUCCGCCCUCCUCACACACAAACAUCCAUUCCCGUGACUCUCCAGUUCCCCAAGCCAUCGGGCUGCCAGUCGGUGGUCCAACCAAUACGGUGGAUCUAUCACAUGCAAUCUUGGCUGCGCCACUCGUGAAUAUGAUGCCCAGGGUAGGGUUUCCGCCUCCAGCUCAAGUCGAGAUGCCCCAGGCUCAUUUCCUCGGCCCAACCAUCGCUCCGCCACUGCUUCCAGAAGCAUAUGGGGUGUCUCAGAACGUAGCACCUCAGCACUCGCUCGGGCCGUCCAACCAUCUGAUGUUUAAUUCUAGUGGUCAUCCCAGUCUGGUAAAUCGUUACGGCCCACCUCAGGAGCCGAGUCCUUCGCGGGUCCCCCUAUUUUAUCCAGACUUUAAUUCUGCAACCAGCCCUCCAUUCUUUUAUCCCCCACCCCCUAAUGUGUUAUUUCAGACGCCGACUGUGCCGGUCCCCAACUUGCUGGGUACAGCAAUUGAGCGACAAGGGUCCGUAAAUAGGAAGCAAUCUUUCGUCCAGAACAUCUCUAAUAAUGCGUACCACAACAUUGUUCUUCCUUCCCCAACCCCGUUUUCUUCCUAUCUACCCCACCAAGGACGUGAUUCUUCCGUCCAACCACCAAUGCCUACAACCAAUGGGCAGUCCCAGACAGUUCUACAGUCGCAUAGACAUGGGGUGGUUGACUCUAGGCACAGACGUGCCUUCAGUGCCAAUGCCCAACUUGGCUCCGCCCGUGGACCGAGCAGCCAACUGCUAGAGGACUUUCGAGCAACCCGGUUCCGACCGUGGUCACUGAAGGACGUAAAGGGUCAUAUUGUGGAAUUCAGCAUGGACCAACAAGGCUCGCGCUUUAUUCAAACAGCUUUAGAUGCAUCCUCAGCUGAGGAACGGCGGGUGGUUUUUGACGAGAUACAUCCAAAACACACUCUAAAUCUUAUCACAGAUAUAUAUGGGAAUUAUGUUGUCCAGAAGUUCAUCGAAAGAGGGACGCCAACACAAAAAAAUUUGGUCGUCGGCGCAAUGGAAACCAAGAUCGCCAAACUCUCUACGCAGACCUAUGGAUGCCGUGUAGUUCAAAAGGCCAUUGAGUGUGUCGCGACUGAACAGCAGGAUCAAUUUAUUCGAGAGCUCAAUGGAUUCAUUAUUCCAAUAACGAAGGAUUCGCACGGGAAUCAUGUGAUCCAAAAAUUGAUUGAACGAGUCGAUCCUGAACGUUUCCCCUUCCUUGAGACUUUCAGGCUUCACGCAUUCGAACUCGCCAGUCAUCCCUAUGGGUGCCGAGUGCUCCAACGUUGCUUCGAGUUUCUCUCUUGCAUUUCACGCGCGCCUCUCUCAGAACAGCUCGUCAGGCACGCCCCUGAGCUGGCCACAGAUCAAUUUGGUAAUUACGUCAUUCAGUUUGUCCUAGAAACUGGCGAUCCAGGUGAACGUGCUGCCAUAAUUAGUCGCAUGAAGGGGCGAACUAUUGAGCUCUCAAAGCAUAAGUUUGCGUCGAAUGUUGUCGAGACAGCCUUACGGAAGGCCAGUUCUUCGGACCGACAGGAUAUCAUUGCAGAGAUCAUGACAGCUACUCCAGACGGAGACAGCCCGAUCACGGCCAUGGUGAGGGAUGCAUACGCGAAUUAUGUUUUGCAAACCGCUCUCAAGACGGCUGGGGACCGGCAAAAGAAAUUCCUAGUUGAGGCUGUUCGUUUCAGCCUCGUCGCUACCAGACGUUUCACAAACCAGUACAGCAAGAAUUUAACAGCCAUUGAGAACCUCAUAUCCAAUGAUCCACUGCCAUCGACCCCUCAGGCAUCUGCCUCCAAAGCCAAAGCCAAAGCUAAAGGCAAGGCCGUUAGGUUCUCCGAUCACAACACAUUCCGGCGUCAUUGA
Cantharellus anzutake is the source of this 2337-nucleotide messenger RNA. RefSeq names its product armadillo-type protein. Gene Ontology annotation, cellular component: cytoplasm. The record is from RefSeq and is a predicted model, not a curated record. Bases 1 to 2337 code for a protein of 778 amino acids. The transcript is spliced from 10 exons. Gene Ontology annotation, molecular function: mRNA binding. Gene Ontology annotation, biological process: post-transcriptional regulation of gene expression. NCBI's taxonomy places the organism in Eukaryota, Fungi, Basidiomycota, Agaricomycetes, Cantharellales, Hydnaceae.